Messenger RNA from Dacryopinax primogenitus, 3030 nucleotides. Its product is annotated as TPR-like protein. Gene Ontology annotation, molecular function: protein binding. Bases 46 to 3030 code for a protein of 994 amino acids. NCBI's taxonomy places the organism in Eukaryota, Fungi, Basidiomycota, Dacrymycetes, Dacrymycetales, Dacrymycetaceae. The transcript is spliced from 2 exons. The record is from RefSeq and is a predicted model, not a curated record.
CGAGAUGCGUACAGUUCUGUGCAAUGGCAGGAACAUCAAAGUAGUAUGAUUGGGCAGCCGAAGCUGCCCUUCUUGGACCUGCCUCCGAAGCCACUGCCAUUCUGUGGCAGAGAAGCGCUAGUCGAAUCGAUUGUAUUUCGCCUGUUGCACGAUAGAAGCUGCCGUAUCCCACUCCUUGGCCCUGGAGGUAUUGGAAAGACUGCAGUUGCGGCAGCAAUCAUCAAUGACCAGCGAAUUCAGGAGAAAUAUGGCACAGACAUUCUGUUCGUCAAGUGUGAAGGACUUCUAUCGGCGGAGGGCAUUCUCCUGGCUAUAACCCCAGCAGUCGGCCUACCACGUAACACGGACUCUGCGCGGAGGACAUUGGCGACUUUAUCGAAUAAACUCCACGUCUUGCUACUAUUGGAGAACCUUGAAAACGCGUGGGACUCAGAGGACAAGCUGAACGUCGAAGAGCUCCUCGCCAAGUUGGCGCAGGUCCCCAGUCUUUCCCUCAUUGUAACUAUGAGAGGCGCAAUUCGUCCGAGCGGUGUCGAUUGGCCGGGGGACAUCCCACUCUCUCCUCUCGAUCCGUUGUCAUUGGUUGCUUCCCGUGCUCUUUGGAAGCGACUUGCUGGGACAGAAGACGAGAAGCUGGACGAAUUGCUUCACAUGCUAGACGGGCUACCUUUGGCCAUCACCCUGAUGGCAUAUCACGGCCAGCUCACCAGUCCUGCUGAGCUAAUUGAGGUGUACGAAGAGAAGAAAACCGCCCUAUUUGCCCGUGACCCGCAGCAACGAUUGACCAGUGUAGAAGUCUCGGUUCAGUUGUCUAUCACUUGCCGCACGAUGCGGAGCGAGCCGAACGCAUUGAAGCUUCUUUCGCUCCUUUGUCUCCUACCGGAUGGCAUCCCCGCUGUUGAAUUAUCGAAGAUAUUACAAUCGAUGCACGACACAAGGCGACCGGCGAGGACAUUGUUGGCUGUUGCAUUGAUUCAUAAUGAAAAUAACCGACUUCGCACUCUGUCGCCGAUACGGGACUUUGUUCUUUCAAACUAUCCGCCAGAAGGAUCGCCUCUUACUGAACUUCGCAACUACUUCAUGGAUAUGGCUUCACAGACCAAAAAUCUCGUUGGCCGAGGCUCACAGGAAGCUCUGGAGCUCCUAUCAACAAACUUUGGAAAUAUUCGUUCUGUCCUGUCUGAUUUCUGGACGAUGAAACCCCCCAAAGAAGAGCUCCAGCAGCUGUCGUCUGCCACCCAAGACUUCGGCGAGUUCGCAUACCUUAGCGGCUUCGGGGAUUGCGUGAGGUUACUCCAGACGGCCAAAACGCAUGCUCAGAGCGUAGACGAUCGUUUGACUGCGGCCCACUGUACCCAACGCCUUGCAGAGAUCUACCAUGUUCGAGGGAAAAUCAACGAAAUGGUCCCACUGUUGGAGGAGGCAAAAACAGGCUUCGAGGCCGCGGAUUAUGCAUUAGGUGCUGCCCAAUGCUUGAUGCGCAUGGGCGAUGUUCACCGAGCGCGAACAAGAUACGACGACGCUAUCGUGACCUUGCAGCAGGCCAAGUCAGCAUUCGACCGCAUUGACGAUGUUUUGGGCUCCGCACGUUGCGCCGAGCGCAUCGGGGAUACUCUGGUCUUGCUCUCCCGAUAUGAAGAAGCCGAAAUUUACCUAAAGGAGGCCAAGACAAGGCUAGAGAGCAUAAAUGAUCGACUUGGCAUCGCUCAAUGCACGCAAAGCAUCGGAUCCAUGUUACUGAUACGCUAUCAAUUGGUACCUGCACUCAAGACAUUGGGAGAUGCGAAGGCUAUGUUCGAGAGCAUAGGGCAUCGCAUGGGCGUAGCACAGUGUAUGGAAAGCAUCGCCGAUGUGUUCAUCAUGCGUUGCAAUUAUGCCGAAGCGGUAGAACUUCUCGAGAAGGCCCAAGCCAUCUUUUGUGGGAUCGCCGAUCCGCUUGGCCAAGCUCAGUGCAUGCAGGGGCUUGGCGAAGCCUUCAUGAAGAAUGACCGCUGCGAAGAAGCUCUCAGCAAGUUUGAGAUUGCUAAAUCGAUGUUUACCGCCAUUGAUCAUCCACUUGGAAUUGCCCGGACAUCCCUGGACCUAGGCGACUUGUUGCGACUGAUGGGUGAUUAUGAAGGAGCUGCAGACAACCUGAAAUGUGCUACCCAGAUUUAUGAAGAAAUCAGCGAUCCUGUCGGUCAUGCCCAGUCCAUCCACAGCUUGGGACAAUUGUUGUAUAUGCUCAGUCGAUACGAUGAAGCUGUCGAGAAGCUGCAGAUCGCAAGGUCCGAAUACAAGGCAAUACAAGAUGGUCUCGGUGCUGCACAGUGUUUACGAGACAUCGGUGCCGUCCUCCAAAUGCAAGAUCGAUUUGAUGAGGCCCUUACGGCAUUUGAAGAAGCCCGUAUUGGGUUGAGUGCGUUUCAGGAACCUCUUGGAUUGCUGGAAUGCUUGAAAAGCAUUGGAAUCGCCCUGUACUCACUCGGCCGAUACGAUGAGGCAAAAGCAAGGUUCGAAGAAGCCAAGGAAGGCUUCAAAGCCAUACAUGCCCCUUUGGAAGUCGCAUAUUGUCACUUAAAUGUCGGUUCUGCGCUGUAUAUGACGGGUCGCAAUGAGGAGGCCCGUACGACUGUGCAGGAGGCAAGAAAGUUGUUCGAGGAUCAUGGAGAUAAGGAAGGAGAAGCUCAAUGCUUUCAACAUGACGGGGAUGUGCUUCAAAUGCUUCACCGCUACGACGAAGCCAUCGAUCAGUUUCAUCAAGGUCAAGUUCUUUUUCAAAGGGUUGAUGGCACGGUCGGGGUUGUCCAAUGCAUACGGCGCACAGGCGAUGUGCUCGCAGCGAUGAACCGGUCCGAAGAUGCACUCCGAAAGUAUGAGAAGGCCUCCGGUAUUGCGCAGAGUUUUAAAGAACCUCUUGAGUCGGCCAAAUGUACUCAAGGCACUGGGGAUAUGCUGUAUUUGCUCAGGUGUUUUGACGAAGCCUUCCCCAAGCUGGAAGAAGCAGGGACGUCUUUCAGAAUUAAUAAGAAUCAGCCGGAAGCUGCGUAA